Messenger RNA from Oncorhynchus gorbuscha (pink salmon), 2054 nucleotides. RefSeq lists its product as uncharacterized. The transcript is spliced from 6 exons. NCBI's taxonomy places the organism in Eukaryota, Metazoa, Chordata, Actinopteri, Salmoniformes, Salmonidae. The record is from RefSeq and is a predicted model, not a curated record. The coding region runs from base 241 to 1155 and encodes 304 amino acids. Gene Ontology annotation, cellular component: plasma membrane.
UUUGCUUACUGUUGCAUUGCGGUUUGUGCAGAUACCAAGAGCGAGGCCUAUUUGUCUGCUAAGACAGGCUCGUGUCGUCUCUGACGUAACAGGCGCUGAGAUUUGUCUUGUUUUGGAGCCUGGGCCUAUUAAUGAACAUUGGAACAUAAUGAAAAACAAGCUGACAUCUCAUUGUCUUUGGAGGGAAGCUUGACAUUCAAAGUCACUGUUCGAACAGUCCUUUCACCACUGGAGUUUGUAAUGAGAAACAAACGCAUGACAAAUAUCCUGGACCUGUGUGUGCUUCUGUUGAUAGCAGGCCCAAUACCAGCCCCAUUAAGGAUGGUAACAGCAGAGGGGUUAAAGGUGAGGCAGUGGCCCCCUUCACUCACUGUAAUGCGGGGUCAGAGUGCCAACCUGUCCUGCCGUUUCGAGGCCACGUCCUACGGGGUGGACUGGUUCAAGAUAGAGGGGGCCGAAAAGAUCCCCGUCCCAGAUUCAGCUGGGCAGACGUCCCUGGUGAUUACCGAGGUGUCCGUGGAGGAUGCCGGUGUGUAUUACUGCGAGGUGAACGUCCUACACAGAGAUUCAGAGCGAGGGGGCGGCACAAAGCUCAUUGUCCUGGCACCCCCCUCUGUGCCUCAACUCCUCCUCCAGGUCCCCUCGGACCCCCAGACGGACCAGUGGGCUCUCCUCUGCGUCACCGGUGGGUUCUACCCACACCACCUCACCCUAAGCUGGACACACCAGAGUGGAGAAGAUAGCCCCCACCACUUUGUUGGCCGCAACUGCACCAUUCACCCUGACUACCAUGACGUCAACCAAUCACACAGCCUAAUUCCAAAGAUCUCAACUCCUGAUUGGAUGGGAGAGUGUUUACAGGUGACGGACAGCUCCAGAACGGAAGUGUAUGUAAUCAGUGUGCUGUCCCUCCCCCCGCGGGGGUCUGUGGAUGCUGGGAUCUUCUACACCUGUAGUGUGCAGGAUCACCCUGCGCUGGACUCCCCCCUGUCUGCCUCCUUCACCUGGGACGCAGCCCCCAAUGAGGUGAUUGGAUGCUUGAAUAUCCUUAAGGUCUGUGUCCUCUGCGGAGUGACUGUGGUGUUUUCCAUUGCAACACUGACAAGUUUGUGUGAGAGAAAAGAAAGACCUCGUGUGUCCCAUGUACUCAAAUAAAGGGAGAAAACAAAGGACAUUUGAGAGAAAGAAAACAAAGGAUCUGAACACACCAAGAGCAUCCGAUUUUCCGUAAAUAAUAGGCUACCCACGACAGCUUCUACACAGAUCUUUACCGCAUGAUACAUUUCCUGAUCAGAUGGCACACUUUUUAUGACAAAGAGUAUGCUGGGUUUUAACUGAGGGACUUUUUUUUGGGGGGGGUGGGGGUGGACCAGUAGUUUUGUCUAUAAGCACAUGCCACAGCACUGUUUUUUUUAAACUAGCUCAACUCUCUCUCACUUGUCCUCACAUGAUGUAUAUUCUCCCCAGCUCACACGUUCUGUAACAUCCCCAAAUCAUAAUGCAAAAAGUGAUGCUAUGCGAAACUUUAGGUCUAUGUUGCGUGUUGAACGGAAGCCAUUUUGCAAUCGUGUCAAGUGCCACUGUGCUGCUGAAUGCUUUUAGUAGUCACAGUGUACUCUAGUGUCCAAAUGAAUGUCUCAUGGAUGGUAUGCAACCAUCAACUCAACCUCUGUUGGAGAUAUAAGCCCUGAAUAACUGGACGGAAUCAAGUCAAAGCACUUCCUGGUGUGAAAGUAUCGAACCUAUGGGUUUACGCUGGUGGUGUGGGCUUUCCUUGCACGUGUAUAGUAUACAUGCACCACCCGUGAUACCUUAUCAGAGACUAUAGUCCCUGUGUAAAUAUUGGAGAUGCUCAUCAAUUAUCAUGAGUUACACUGUAUUGGGAAGUACGUCUGAAGGGAUGGUCAUCAUGUUAAACAGGUUAUGACUCCAAAACAACCUGAUUAUGUUCAAGUAUGCCAUUGCCAACCUUGUGUAACCAAUUCAAUACUGGUCCACUAUUAUUGUAUUAUUGUUCCUGUAAUUGUGUAACCAAUUAAAAUACUGGUCCACUA